This is a messenger RNA of Haliotis rubra (blacklip abalone), 918 nucleotides long. RefSeq names its product nucleolar protein 12-like. Lineage: Eukaryota; Metazoa; Mollusca; Gastropoda; Lepetellida; Haliotidae. Gene Ontology annotation, molecular function: RNA binding. Gene Ontology annotation, cellular component: nucleolus. The record is from RefSeq and is a predicted model, not a curated record. The transcript has 7 exons. Bases 305 to 883 code for a protein of 192 amino acids.
ACAGAGGUGCGAGCACCUGCAUACACCAUUCAUACUUCGUUACAUUUGGCUGAUUACCUUUACCAAACAGCGUGAAUGUGUAAUGUCGGAUACAGAGGGCUGUACAGAAUAGAGUCUGGGCCAGAAAAUCAGGUGAUUGAUGAAACAAGCAACAAAGGACCACGUGAUCAACCAAGGCCAGGCACGGGUUUGCACGGGCUGCUGUGGGCCUAUUCUACACUGGAACCACCAAGGGGACGCCCAGAACAUAGAUUCUACAGAAUAGGGAGAGUUAACUUGACUUCCGGAACAAACAACCACCAGCAUGGGUUUCACGAAGAAGAAAAUCAAAGCGCCAAAGAAUCGAAAAACUAAGCACUUUCUAGUAUUUGACGAAAAGGCAAGGGCAGACUACCUGACAGGAUUCAGAAAGAGGAAAGCUGAGAGAAAGAAAUAUUAUGAAGAGAAAGUGAAGAAAAGGAUGGUAGAAGAAAGGAAGGCACUCAGGAAGCAGACACGAGAGAUUAUGAAGAAGCGGAUGAAUCAGCAGCAGGUGUUCACUGUGCCAGAGGUGGAGCACUUGGUGGACGCCACAGAGUUUGAUCUCCCCAACCACACAGUCACCAUCACAGACAUCGCUGAUGUCGACUUUUCCUCAGAGGGUGGACUUCGUCUUGGACAGAAUAUGGCUGCAGAUGAUAUUGAUGAAGAUGAAGAAACAGAAACAAAACAACCUGACAUAAAGAAGAUGGAUAAAAGUCUGGCUCGUCUCAAAAAGAAACUUCAAAAGUGUGGGAAUGCUGAUAAGAAAAAGAAAAGAUCUGGAAGCUCCAAAAUGAAGUCAAAAGGUGUUAAGCCCAAAGGAAAGAACAAAUCUAAAAAGAAACCAAAACGGAAAAAGUGAACUUGUAAAUUAUGUAGAUAAAAACUUCCAUUUUC